GGCGCUUCCCCCGCUUUGGCCCCAGACCAGCGGGGUUAAGGCCGCGUUUAACCGCAGGGCCCGGGAGUUCAGCUCAGCCCGGCCCGGGGGUCCCGCAAUACGUGGCCGAGGAGGGUCGCAGGGAGGCCCAGGGGGUGCCCAGAGGGGUCCCAAAGGGGAUCCAGGUGAAUUCCCAGGAAUUCCCCCGUCCCCGCCCCCCCCGCGCUCCCUCGGUCACUUCCGCCUCACAACCUCCGCCACCGGGAUCUGCUUGGCGACCGGUGACGUCCCGAGCAGAUCUAGCUGCCAUUGGCGAUCAGGAGAUAGCGGCGCCAAUCGCGGGGCCGAAAGCGGCUCUGUGGGCGGGCCCGGGUUGUGGGCGGGGCCAGCGGAGCAGCGCCAUGGCUCCGGCGCUGGGGCUGGGGGCGCUCCUGGGGGUCCUGGGGCUCCUGAGGUCCCCGGCGGGGGCGACGGAGGUUGUGCACUCCCUGCGUUACCUGCGCGUGGCGGUGUCAGAACCGGGCCCGGGGCUGCCCCGGUACGUGGCCGUGGCGUCCGUGGACGGGACCCCCUUCGUGCGCUACGACAGUGAGCGGGGCCGGCUGGAGCCGCAGACUCUGUGGAUGGCGGCCGGAGCCGAGCCGGGAUAUUGGGACACCGAGACCCAGAUCAAUGGGAGGUACCGGCAAAAGGACCCCGACCACCUGAGGAUGCUGCAGGGCCGGUACAACCAGAGCGGGGGUCUCCACACGCUGCAGCGGGAUUGCGGCUGUGAGCUCCUGUCCGACGGGAGCGUCCGUGGAUCCUUUCGGGAAGGCUAUGACGGGCGGGAUUUCCUUUCCUUCGAGUUGGGAUCCGGGAGCUUCGUGGCAGCCGACAGCGCUGCCCAGAUCAUCAAGAGGCACUGGGACUCUGAUGGGAUCACAGUGGACAGGUUGACAAAUUUCCUGGAGCACACCUGCCUGGAAGUGCUCCAGAAACAUGUCCAGUAUGGGCAGGAGGUGCUGGAGAAAAAAGAGCCUCCUGAUGUCCACGUGUCUGGAAAAGUGGAACACGGGAUCCUGACAUUGUCCUGCCGCGCGUACGGAUUCUACCCCGGGGUCAUCGAGAUCAACUGGCUGAAGGGGGAUGAAAUCUGGGAUCAGGAGACGGAGUGGGGCGGGAUCGUUCCCAACAGCGACGGCACCUUCCACAGCUGGGCCAGGAUCGAGGCGCUGCCGGGGGAGUGGGAGCAGUACCGGUGCCGGGUGGAGCACGCCGGAAUGCCGGAGCCCGGGAUCUUUGCCUGGGUCUCUGACACCCUCCCCCUUCUCACCAUCCCACGCCUUCCAGAGCCGGAAUCCAGCUGGAAUCUCAUCCUGUUGGUGGUCACGGUGUCCGUCAUUGCUGCCAUCAUCAUCAUCAUCAGCCUCAUCCACAUGAGAUUUGGCAUCCGGAAGCUCCAAUCCGGGAAGAGGGAGAGGAAGAGAUAUGUUGUGGCCAAUGGAACAGACAUGGGAACUGACUGCUCUCUCACAGGAAUGGAGCAGGAUCCAUGUGGUAUUCCAGAGGGAAAUUGGGGCAGGAUAGAUGGAGCAGGAUUGAGACAGGAUUCCAGAUCAGGGCAGGAUUCCACAGUGGGAUCAAGUGGAAUUCUGGGGUGGGAUCAGGGCUGAAUUCUGAAGCAGGAUCAGCUGGGAUGGAUGGAGUGGGAUUGGGGUGGGAUUUCAGAGCAGAAUUGGGGUGGGAUGGAUGGAGUGGAGUCAGAUGGGAUGGGUGGAGCAGGAUGGGGUAGGAUUCUGGUGCAGUUCCUCCUCUGCAUGGGCUCCACAGCUGGAUCCAGUCCUGUGGGAUGGGCACAGGGAUAUGGUGACUCUGUCCCCCACUCUUGUCCCAGCAGACAACAGGAACAGCUGUUCCUGUUGUCACUCUGGUUCUCCAGGGGUAUUUCUCUUUCAUCCCCCCCAAGGGAUCCCUCAGGAAAAGAACCUGUUGCAGUGGCUCCACGUGUCGUGACAUGGACUCCGACAGAACCGUGUGCAGGAAGUGCCGGGAGUGGACUUUUAUUGAAGAAAAAGAGAAAUUUAAUUUAAUGGAAAUAUAUAUACACAUGUAAAGAAACCUUUGUAAAUAUUUUCCCCUUCCCCCAACACUAAAUAGUUGUGUUUUGUCUGAAAACUCUCCACAUGAGGUGAGAAAGAUAUCAAGUCCAUGCUGUUGCCCGUAAUCCAAAAAAAAACACAAACCAACAGAGUGCCGGUUUAUGCGGUGCUUUAUUCGGGGCCCCGGGAACCUGCGGGCUAACGCCCCAAGUCAGGAUUCCAAAGACCCUCAUUCUCAGUUCAGCUUUUAUACUCAAACAAGUUUACAUGCAGUUUCCACGGCAAAACGGUUACAGUUUCCACAGCAAACCAGGUGCAGUUACAGUUUCCACAGCAAACCAGGUGCAGUUACAAACAAGCUCAUACUUCAUACUGAUAACAAUUAAUAAUCAUCUACUCUAAUCAUAAAUCUGCUUAAGCUGUCUUAUCCCUAGAAACUGUUUAACAGACCUUUACCACAUCCUAGGUAACAAAUCGUUAUAUACAUGCUUGACUGGAUCCUUUGAUUAUAGUUUCCACUUCACACAAACAAAGUUGCUACUUUAGAGUGUUGCUUUCUAGGCCUACUCUUUUACUAAGCCUUAGCCAUUCUACUACUAAUUUAAUUCGCUUUGUAACAAUGCCAUCACUAAACCCUCUCACAGGAGCAAAUUGUGGUAGGGGGGCUUGAACUUAGAAAUUGGAUUCUUGGGAGUUUCAAACCACCGCAGGGGGGGACACAGAGGCUGGGGAGUCUGGCAGGACACUCUUCCUGGAUAGAGCCUAAAAUCUGGUCAGAGAAUGCAAACAACUCAAGCUGGCUGUGCUGAGCUCCCACUGGUGCCAAGGGGCUGCUUUUAGUGUUGGGUUGUGCUAAAACCAGCCUGGUUUGCCCACUGCAAACACAUACCCUGCUUUUGGAAGCAGCAUUUGACUGAUAAGCUGCUGGCUGGCCUGGAGAAAUGGGACUGGCAGUCAAACUCUUUAUUACUGUAAAAGCCCAGUCCAACUUUCAUGUGGCAGAUUCUUCCAGACUUUCCUGGAGUGUGUAGAGCUUGUCCCGUGGAGCAGGGAGGCCUCUUCAUGUUUACUGAGGGGUUGAGUUGUGGAGGAUCACAAAUCUGAUUGGGAACGGUUCAAGGCCUGGAGGGACAUGUAUGGGGCCUGAAGACUAUUAAUUCACGGACUGACUUGUUAUCCCCCAGUUUAUUACCAGUUUUAUACCAAGUUCAAUGUGCUCCCAUGUUAAUUCCCCUUGAUUUAUACUGUUCAGGGCUUGCCUGGACUUGCCCUCACGUUUUUCCCGCCAAAAGUUGUUUACUGCCUUGUUCUCCCCUGGUUUUCCCGCUCAUCUCUCACUGAUUGGCUGAUGGAUGCUGCAGUGCAGAGUGAGCUCCCAUUGGUCCUUUCCCCUGGAUACUCCAGAGUUCCACCCAUCUUUCUGCUAUUCCCCAAUGCCAUUCUGCCCUGAGUUGUCAAUCCCAUGCUCCGCCCCAGUUGUGGAACCUCCCCUUACCCAUACGCUAUAUAAGUCUCUGUUUCCCCCAAUAAAGUGGCAUUGCGCCCCUGACCUUCAA
Pseudopipra pipra is the source of this 3616-nucleotide messenger RNA. RefSeq names its product class I histocompatibility antigen, F10 alpha chain-like. Gene Ontology annotation, biological process: immune response. The record is from RefSeq and is a predicted model, not a curated record. NCBI's taxonomy places the organism in Eukaryota, Metazoa, Chordata, Aves, Passeriformes, Pipridae. Bases 381 to 1634 code for a protein of 417 amino acids. The transcript has 7 exons. Gene Ontology annotation, cellular component: external side of plasma membrane.